Cylicostephanus goldi is the source of this 279-nucleotide messenger RNA. Lineage: Eukaryota; Metazoa; Nematoda; Chromadorea; Rhabditida; Strongylidae. The record is from the annotation of a GenBank genome assembly.
AUGGGAUACGACGUGAUGACUUUCAUGGCAACGAAAAUCGCUUUGGCUUAUGCUACGUAUCCUUUCGUUACGAUGAAUUUGAAUCCAGCUUUCAUGCUAUACAAGCGAGUCUUCUUUGUCGUCCACAUAGCAGCAGCCCUCAUCCUGGUCGUUGUUCCUCGACUUUAUCCACCACCAGCGAAAAAAUCCAUAUCAAAUGCAUAUGCAAAUACAAAUAUCACUAAUAACAACGUGAUGAAGGAACUACCUACACCAACGGAACCAAAGAAAGAACUCUAG